GGUUAAGCCAGAAGAUAGGGAAGAAAGGGAAAAAAAAAAUCAAAUUUAAUAAAAUUAAAGAAACCUGUCAUCGGACGGAAGCGGAAGCAAAAAAGUCGCCGUUGAUGAUCCAUGUCCAAGAUGAAGCAUCUGCUGAGGAAGCUCCACAUCGGCGGUGGACUAAACGAGCACCAGAGAUUGGGGGAGGCUGGGCCCGUGAUCAGCAGUCCUAGUCCUGGUCCUAGUCCGAGCUCGGCGUCGACGGGGACGACUUCGUCUACGCCUUCUGGUUCUGGUUCGGGUUCAAUGGGGAGAAUCGGGACUGCUGAAUCGGCAGGGGGCGAUCGGACGGCUGGAGCUGGAAUAGAUUUUGGUCUGUUGGAGGAGGAAUUUCAGAUGCAGUUGGCGCUGGCGAUCAGUGCGUCGGAGCCUGAGACAGCUCAGAUCGAUUCUGCCAAGCGGAUCAGCCUUGCCGGUAGCAACAAUGAUGCUCUCGUUGAGUUCCUUUCGCUUCGCUAUUGGAGUUAUAAUGUUGUAAAUUAUAAUGAAAAAAUUCUGGAUGGAUUUUAUGAUGUAUGUGGUAUUACCUCAAGUUCAGUUGUCCAACGGAAGAUGCCAUCAUUGGUGGAUCUUCAAGCAAUUUCUGUGUUAGACAAUGUUGAUUAUGAAGUCAUUUUGGUGAACCGGUUGCUCGAUCCUCAACUGCAAGAGCUUGAGAGAAGAGUUUAUAAUGAAUAUUGCGAGUACCGAGCUUCUGGGCAUGGCACAAGUUUAAGUGGGCUGAUCCAAAAAAUUGCUGACAUAGUUGUAAAUAGAAUGGGUGGCCCAGUUGGUGAUGCUGAAGAGAUGAUGAGAAUGUGGAACUUGAGAAGUAUAGAGUUAAGAAAAUCUCUGAACACUGUCAUUCUUCCUCUUGGAUGUCUUGAUGUUGGGAUUUCACGGCACAGGGCCCUGCUUUUUAAGGUUCUUGCCGAUAGGAUUGGCCUUCCUUGUAUGCUGAUCAAACGGAGCUAUUACACUGGCACAGAUGACGGAGCUGUGAAUUUAAUUAAAAUUGAUGAUGAAAGUGAAUAUAUUAUCGAUCUAAUGGGUGCUCCUGGCACACUAAUUCCGGCUGAGGUACCAAGCAGUCAUCUACCCAAUUCAGGGUCUUUUGUGAGAUGCUUCACAGAUCUUACAGAAGUAUCCAAGGAUUCUAGUUUGUUGCAUGGCAAAGGAAUGGGAAAUACAGCAGUUUCACCCACCCUAGACCAGGUUCCUAAAAUUGACAACAUGAUAUUAGGGGAAGCGAUAGUUGGAGGCAAUCAGAGAAAUGCAGAUGGGGGAAACCUUGCUGGCAGAUCUGAACAUGAGUUUGGGAAGAUUUUUUCUCUACCUCAAUUGGGUGAGGGUUCUUCAGGCACUCAUGAAAAACCAUCAUGUGCACAAAGGAGGAAGGUAAACAAUGUUUCCAAAUAUGUCAUUAGUGCAGCAAAGGACCCUGAAUUUGCACAGAAGUUACAUGCUGUUUUGUUGGAGAGUGGGGCAUCUCCUCCCCCAGAUUUGUUCAUGGAUAUUAAUUCUCAGGAUUUGGGUGAAUUGAACAUGAUUGAACGAGUCAAUCCAGCAGAAGGCAGAAAUGUUGAUAAUGAUGUUCUCCUCCAUUCAAACAAAUUGUCAUUAUGCCAAGGGCCGUCUUUUAUAUCCUCUGGGUUGGAGUCUUCAGAUGAUGUCAAUUAUGGAAGUAAAGUAAAGCCAGCAAGAAAACAUCAAAGAGAGUCAAAAACAACUGGCAUAGAAUCUAAUGUUUCUUCAUCCCUUGAAACCACAAGUGAGGGAUACCUACUUGUUGGUAAUGUAACUAGUGGGGAGUUGCCAAAUGAGGCUGUGGAUACUAAUAUUGAUCCUAAGAAUGUACCCUCUGAAAGACAGACAGAAAAUCCAUUGUUUGUGGAAGAUAGACCAAUACGAAGGAUUUCUAAUAACAUCGAUUUCAAUAAAGAAUCUCCGAUGGAAUUAAUGGUGACUCCUACUGACUUGCAUAUUGCCAGCAAUGGUAGCAUUGAGAAGAUUAAUCAAAUGCCAAGGGAGGUUGCAGAAUGUGAAAUUCAAUGGGAGGAUCUUCAAAUUGGUGAACGUAUUGGUAUUGGAUCAUAUGGUGAGGUUUACCGAGCAGAUUGGAAUAGCACUGAAGUUGCUGUGAAAAAGUUUCUGGAUCAAGACUUCUCUGGUGAUGCUUUGGUUCAGUUUAAAUGCGAGGUUGAAAUCAUGUUACGGAUGAGGCAUCCAAAUGUUGUUCUUUUCAUGGGAGCUGUUACUCGCUCCCCACAUUUAUCUAUACUGACAGAGUUUCUUCCCAGGGGAAGUUUAUAUAAACUACUUCACCGACCCAAUCCUCAACUUGAUGAGAUGAGGCGAAUGCGAAUGGCUUUGGAUGUGGCCAAAGGAAUGAAUUACUUGCACACAAGCCAUCCACCUAUUGUGCAUCGAGACCUGAAGUCUCCCAAUCUCCUUGUUGACAAGAACUGGGUUGUGAAGGUCUGUGAUUUUGGGUUGUCACGCUUGAAGCAUCACACUUUUCUGUCAUCCAAGUCUACUGCUGGAACGCCUGAAUGGAUGGCACCUGAAGUUUUAAGGAAUGAACCAGCCAAUGAGAAAUGCGAUGUGUACAGUUUUGGUGUGAUAUUAUGGGAGCUGGUGACUCUACGCAUCCCUUGGAAGGGACUGAACCCCAUGCAGGUUGUUGGAGCUGUUGGGUUCCAGAAUAGGCGGCUUGAAAUUCCUGAUAGUGUGGAUCCAUCUGUAGCACAAAUCAUACGGGAAUGUUGGCAUACCGAGUCACAUCUCCGACCAUCCUUUGCACAGCUCAUGUCAUGGCUGCGGCAUCUUCUACCUCAAUUCAUCGACAGAUCCAAUUCUGGAAAUCUAAAUAUAGAGUGAUUUCCCUUGAGUUUCUGUAAUAAGAAUUCUUGGAGCUGCUUCUCGGCUCGAAGAGCCAGAGAAGGUAGGCAGAUGUUUUUCCAUUAACAUGCAAAACCCGGUUAGAAGAGCGGAGUGCAGGCAGUUUUGCUCUCUCGAAGUUGAGGAUCAAUGCUACCCGUUCCGGAGUGGUUUUCCUCCUAAUCAAGCAACUGCAUAAGAGCAGUGGAGGAUACCAUUUUAAAAUGUUGUUUUUAGUGUUAUAAAAUAGGCAGAAUCAUUCCAACUGUAAGAAAGUUCCCAAAUGGGAGAAAAAAAAAAAAAAAAAAAGAAGAAAAGGAAAGGAAAAAAAUUACUAUUUUCAAGUUCAUUUAUUUGUGGAGGUCUCUGUUUGGGUAAGAAAUCCCAGCCCCUGAAAUUGUAAACAUCAGAUCUCUGCAGCCCCGUCUGGAAACAGAAAGGAAAAAUACAAAGAAAUUAUUUGC
Molecule: messenger RNA, 3362 nt
Organism: Rubroshorea leprosula
Lineage: Eukaryota; Viridiplantae; Streptophyta; Magnoliopsida; Malvales; Dipterocarpaceae
Source: the annotation of a GenBank genome assembly